GCUACAGGGAUCAUUCGUUGAAGUAAAUUCCUACGAAGUUAACGAUGCCUGAUCCAGUGAAAGCACCGAAGAAGGGCUCAAAGAAAGCCGUCUCUAAGAGCGUCACCAAGACCGGCAAGAAGAAGAGAAAGACCAGGAAGGAGAGCUACGCCAUCUACGUGUACAAAGUGCUGAAGCAGGUCCACCCCGACACCGGCAUCUCCUCCAAGGCCAUGCUGAUCAUGAACUCCUUUGUGAGCGACAUCUUCGAGCGCAUCGCCGGUGAGUCCUCCCGCCUGGCUCACUACAACAAGCGCUCCACCAUCACCUCCAGGGAGAUCCAGACCGCCGUCCGCCUGCUGCUGCCCGGGGAGCUGGCCAAGCACGCCGUGUCUGAGGGCACCAAGGCCGUCACCAAGUACACCAGCUCCAAGUAAACCCGCUGUUCAUCCCAACAACACAAAGGCCCUUUUCAGGGCCGCCCACUGCCUCAACUAAAAGCUUUAUUCCAAUUCUUUAUAAUAUUUUUUAAAACUUAUAAAUUUCAAACAUCUAAUGAAUAAAUACUACAUGCAGAUGAC
This is a messenger RNA of Siniperca chuatsi (mandarin fish), 560 nucleotides long. Its product is annotated as histone H2B 1/2-like. Bases 45 to 416 code for a protein of 123 amino acids. Lineage: Eukaryota; Metazoa; Chordata; Actinopteri; Centrarchiformes; Sinipercidae. Gene Ontology annotation, molecular function: DNA binding; protein heterodimerization activity; structural constituent of chromatin. The transcript has a single exon. The record is from RefSeq and is a predicted model, not a curated record. Gene Ontology annotation, cellular component: nucleosome.